Messenger RNA from Cydia pomonella (codling moth), 1478 nucleotides. RefSeq lists its product as uncharacterized. Lineage: Eukaryota; Metazoa; Arthropoda; Insecta; Lepidoptera; Tortricidae. The record is from RefSeq and is a predicted model, not a curated record. Bases 174 to 1478 code for a protein of 434 amino acids. The transcript is spliced from 2 exons.
GCGGCGCGCUGUCAGAGAAGCAACAUCCGCGUUUGUUUACUCUCUAAACUUAAAUCGAAAACUAGUGAAAAAAGUGUUCUUUCUUAAUAUAAACAAAUACCAUCGUGUAGCGUAUACAAUUGACUACCUAACAGUGAAAAGUGCUUGAAAAUUGAUCAACGGAGUCAAACAAAAUGCCAUCGAGUAAAAGUACGAAAAGCAAAAAUAAAAAAACAUCUACAUGUACAAAAUGUAGCCUUGAAAUAACAGAUAAGGACUGCAUAAAAUGUUCAAUUUGCAACAUACUGUACCAUCUGAAUUGCAACACUGUCGUUACAAUAAAAAGGUACGUCCUUAUGAAUAAAAAAACAAGGGAGGCCUGGAAAUGCCACCAAUGUUUGAAUAAUGCAUCAAAAAAUAAAUCCUCGACAUCUACUUCUGGAAUUGUGGCUAAAAAUCAACCAGAGGUAAAAAAGUCGACAACAACAGAGUCCGAGGAUCUGCCAAACAAAAGUGUCAACCAAGUAACUAUGAGCACACCUGAACCAGACAGGCUUAGUCUUUCAUCGCUACAAACACCGGACAGCUCAUUAAACAGUUCAGCAGAUAUGUCUCUUAACAACAGUAUACAUAGUAUGCCAAAUUCCUCGGAAAGUUCGACGAUAGCGGAACUCAGAGACACUAUAAGCAUCCUUACAACACAGCUUACUAGUGCCCAUGAAGAGAUUACUAACCUUAAUAUGGACAUCACACGACUUACUAAGAACCAGGCAGAUUUAGAAAGACAGGUUGCUACUCUAAAAAGCUUACUGAAUCAAGAAUCUCCCUUAAGAAGAUCUACUCCGAAACCCAAGAAAAAAAAGGACAUCACUGUAAGCUCUAAUGAAAACCGAGUGGCCGAGCUACAUUUAACGCCACCCAAGAACUUAGGUACUGAAACUAUCGGUAAGAAUAACCAAGUAAUUACUCAAAAGGUACCAAUAAAGCAACACCAAAAAUCGCUUACUACACCACCUGAAUCAAAACAAUUCAAGACUGUAUACAUGUAUGGAGGCACCCAAUGUGUGGGGUUAGCUUCGAAAAUACUUCACAUGCGUCAAGAUGAAAAAUACCGGGUUCAAUCUACUGUAAAGCCAGAGGCGCGGACGCGACAUAUACUUGAAGAUAUCAGAUCUCAAGUGUUCACAAGGAAUGACAAAAUUAUAUUGUCCGUCGGAGAACAUGACAAUGACCCCAUAGACUUAAUUACGAAUUUGAACAAUGCCUUACAAUACUUACGAAACUACUCUGUGUUUAUACUGUAUAUUAGGCAUAGCAAAUAUUUAGACAAUUAUAUACUUAAUUAUAUACUUAGAAAUUGUUGUAGUAAUGAAAAUUGUAAAUUUAUUGAGGUCUAUAAUGCAAACCUACGCAAUAAUAAGUUAUUGACCGGAUCGACUAUAAAAGAGCUUAUUAUGACUUUAUACCUCCAAAUCCCGAUAUUCCGUUGUGUAGCCUGA